This is a messenger RNA of Ziziphus jujuba (common jujube), 378 nucleotides long. RefSeq names its product elongation factor 1-alpha. Lineage: Eukaryota; Viridiplantae; Streptophyta; Magnoliopsida; Rosales; Rhamnaceae. Gene Ontology annotation, molecular function: translation elongation factor activity; GTPase activity; GTP binding. The coding region runs from base 1 to 378 and encodes 125 amino acids. The transcript has 2 exons. The record is from RefSeq and is a predicted model, not a curated record. Gene Ontology annotation, biological process: translation; translational elongation.
AUGGGUAAUGGGAAGGUCAAAAUUCACAUUCGAGUCUUCGGUCAGGUUGACUCUGCCAAGUCGACCACAAUUGGCGAAAAGCUCGAGAAAAGAAGCUGCCAAGGCUGUACGGAGCGAGGUAUCACCAUUGACAAUGCCAUGCGGGAGUUGGAGAAGGACAAGUACCAUUUCACUUUCAUUGAUGCUUAUGCGCAUCCCAACUUUAUGAAGGACGGGAUGACAGGCGAUUCCUGGGCUGACUGUGCCCUUCUCUUUGUCGAUUACACCCUUGGUGUCAAGCAGAUGAUCUGGGUUUCCACUUCUUUGGAAGGUGUUUUAACAGCUCUAGUGUUAAGAAUUUGGCUUCAAGGCCUUCUGUCAGCCUUAGCCGUUGGUUGA